AUGACGCUAUUCGGAAAUAAGAACUCUCAGCAACAGGGUCAGGGCGGUUACAGCGAGCCAACCGGGGGUCAAGGACAGCCUCGGUCCGACGACCGCGGCGUCGGCUUCGACCAAGGCCAAGGCCAGUAUGCCAGUACAUACGGGCAAGGUCAGGCUGCCCAGACUGGUGUCCAAGGUCAGGAAGGGCAGGGAGGACCGACGGCCUAUGACGGUAACACUGGGAUCGGCCAUCAUCGCGACGGCGGCCAUGGGGGAGUGGGCCACCGUGGCCGUGAAGGUCAAGGUCGCGAGGCGACAUAUGGUAGUGGCCAGAAUGAGGGCUACGGCCACGGUGGGGGAGGUGGCGCAGUCGCCAGUGGUGCAGCUGGCGGUGGUGGCAUCAGCGCCCAGGCAUUGCGCACUCAAGCUGCGCAGCGGGAGCAGGAAGCCCAGCAGUUGCACGCGCGGGGAAACGAGCUCGCUGAGGCUGAACGCCUUGAGCGCGAGGCCGCAAAGCGCAGGGAGCAUGCUGCGGGGCAGGGUCUCUAG
Fibroporia radiculosa is the source of this 528-nucleotide messenger RNA. RefSeq lists its product as uncharacterized. NCBI's taxonomy places the organism in Eukaryota, Fungi, Basidiomycota, Agaricomycetes, Polyporales, Fibroporiaceae. Bases 1 to 528 code for a protein of 175 amino acids. The record is from RefSeq and is a predicted model, not a curated record. The transcript has 3 exons.